AUGGCAGAAGAAGAGAAAACUAGACCAUCCGAGGCGGCCGACGAAGAGCUUGAUGAAUGGGACCAGAGAAUCUUCAGCACAGGUUGCUCAGCGGAACAACUUCGAAUGAAUGAUUGCUAUUACGAGAAGAAGGACUGGCGAGCAUGCAAGAACGAGACAGUGCUGGAAGAGGAAUGGAAACGAGCAGCGGACACAAAGCAAAACGUCCUGAGUGCGUCUCUGUCCACUGUCAUGGUCAUCAUAGAAGCUUUCCAGCUGCAAGAGCCGCUCUUGCUCUUGCCAGUGCCUGCUGAAAUUCGUGCCUGCCUCAGCACGCGGGGGUCACGGGUUUUGGUGUAG
Molecule: messenger RNA, 339 nt
Organism: Exophiala aquamarina CBS 119918
Lineage: Eukaryota; Fungi; Ascomycota; Eurotiomycetes; Chaetothyriales; Herpotrichiellaceae
Exons: 4
Coding region: 1-339 (112 amino acids)
Biological process (GO): mitochondrial respiratory chain complex IV assembly
Cellular component (GO): mitochondrial intermembrane space
Source: RefSeq, a predicted model, not a curated record